This is a messenger RNA of Cyprinodon tularosa, 1035 nucleotides long. RefSeq lists its product as uncharacterized. The coding region runs from base 140 to 973 and encodes 277 amino acids. Gene Ontology annotation, cellular component: T cell receptor complex. The record is from RefSeq and is a predicted model, not a curated record. Lineage: Eukaryota; Metazoa; Chordata; Actinopteri; Cyprinodontiformes; Cyprinodontidae. Gene Ontology annotation, biological process: positive regulation of T cell receptor signaling pathway; negative regulation of receptor recycling. The transcript is spliced from 6 exons.
CAAAGCGGAGAGGGAGCAGAGGCGGGGUAAAAAUAGACAACACUGUAGCACACCUCACUGAGGGAACGCAGUGAUGCCCUGUAGCCUGAGAAAAAUUGUGUCAAACAGACACCCAGCUUAGUUUAGGGCAACUGGAGAAAUGGAUAUCGACGGUGCAUAUGUAGCCCUGGUCAUUGUAUGUCUGGCCUUGUUAAUCUCCGUGUGCCUCAACAUCACCUUCUGUAUGAGACAGAAAGACACUUGGUGCAAAGAACCACAUAACUGCUGCCAUCUUCACAGUUCAGAAGAAGCGCUGUUUAAUGAUGAAGGACAAUAUUUGAGUGGCAUCAGUCAUCGAGAGCAGCAGGAAAAUCCCCACAAUGAAGAAGAGCGACAGGAAAAUCCAAUCUAUGGCAACAUCAGCACAGAAAGACGUGGUUCUGCAGAUGCUUGCUAUGAGACGAUGUCCAUGCCGCGCAGUAGAGAUUGCCUAAAGCCUGUAGAGCCUGACCUGAAUUAUGCUUCGCUGGAUCUGAAGAUUGCGAAAAAACGCAAGAAACACCGUCACCUGCAAGGCCAGGGACAAGGACGCAACAAGCAGCAGGAUCUGCAGGCAGACCACCUCACUCCUCCUUCCAACGCCUUCUUGGAGAUAGAUGCGGAAGUGGAUGCUCACCUGCCCUGCAGAGACACUGCCGUCAUGGUCUCUCACAGCAGCAUCUAUCUCAACAGUCAACAGAUAGCACAGGAAGCCGAGGAGAUGCAAAGAGAGAGGGGCAUCAACAUGGAGGAGAAGGAAAUUAUAGGAUGGGAUGGCUUACAAGAGAGCGUGAGAGGAGGAAGAAGAAAUUGGGCGGAAAAUCCUGAAAACUGGGAAAGAAAAGAAAAGCAUAAUGGAAGUGAUGGGAAGAUAUGUAUACAGAUUUCAGAGGAAGAAACUAUUCUGAGUUGUUCAGAUCAAGUCACUGACAGCUUUAGUCAUGAUAGCGGCUAACUACAUAUUUAUAUAUAAGUCAAUUACUUGUCUCAAAUGUUUUACAAUGUUUUCUAGAAAAC